Molecule: messenger RNA, 288 nt
Organism: Entrophospora sp. SA101
Lineage: Eukaryota; Fungi; Glomeromycota; Glomeromycetes; Entrophosporales; Entrophosporaceae
Source: the annotation of a GenBank genome assembly
AUGACAUUUUCAAAUACCAAACAAGAAGUGAAAAAGCUCAUUUCCAAGGCAAAUAAUUUUGUCAAGAAAUUCAAAUCACAUUUAUUAGAAAAAUCUGAACAAUGGGAAAGUUUGAUGAAAGAAAUUCAAUUAUACUCAGCUUAUCUAAAUAAGGAUCUCAAUAGUGUUAAUGAGUGUAUACAAUUCUUUAGAAGUAAUCAAGAGCCUGUUACUGAAUUUUGUGCAGUAAAUAUAUGUCUGCAAAUCAUUCCUCAAUCAGUAGAGCACUGCACCACAUCAAAAUAUUGA